Molecule: messenger RNA, 4260 nt
Organism: Etheostoma cragini (Arkansas darter)
Lineage: Eukaryota; Metazoa; Chordata; Actinopteri; Perciformes; Percidae
Gene: slc25a25b
Product: solute carrier family 25 member 25b
Exons: 11
Coding region: 633-2273 (546 amino acids)
Biological process (GO): transmembrane transport
Cellular component (GO): mitochondrial inner membrane
Molecular function (GO): ATP transmembrane transporter activity; calcium ion binding
Source: RefSeq, a predicted model, not a curated record
CGUGAGCAAGCGAUCCAGAGUACGCCAAUCAGAGGCCGAGUAGGGCGGGACAUGCCUUUGCCAUCCUAUGAAAUAAAUUAUCGCUUCCCGGAGCCAAAUGUGUUUUCCUUUUCCGUCGGCAAGUUAACAGGACUUAAAUAGGGUAUAAGAAGAAAGAUCUUGUUUACAUUACUCUUUAUUACACUAACCGUAUUUUUAUUAUGUGCGAUACACGAGCUCCGUAUAAUCUCUAACGUAACAGAUGGUAAAGGGCGCUGACAGCUCAGGAUCCUCAUCUUAUCAUCACGUCUCGUUUAACCGGCAUCUUUAGUUAGCGGUACGUUGAACAUGUCUGUGGUUGGAAACGCUAGCUACCUGCGCUAAUUUUUUUAGUGAGUUUAUAGAGAAGAACCAUUUUCCUCUCAGGUCAACUCCUCGAUUGUUUUCGCGGUGAAAAGUCGAGUUUGUAAGCUAACCGGCUUCUGGUAGCUUUUCCUUUCAGUGCCGGGCAGGGCUGAAAUGGAGGGACAUGUGACGUGGUAGUGAGGGCUCGAGCUAUAACUGGCCUAAAGUGCUCUUUAAAGUUCUCAACCGGUUGAACUGUAGCAAGUAACGUAGAGUAUCAAACUAUUCAGGAGACGGAUAGUCUCGUGAUGCACCAGCAGGGUUCGGUGAUGCCCUCCAUGCUCAGUGAUGGAUUCUGCCAGUGCCAAUCCGACGAAACUCACCGAGGAGUCGAGCCGGGUGGCGGAGGCGGGCACGCCGAAGACCCCUCCUCAGGUCCCCCAUCUAAAUCAGUCCCCCAACAGCCCGUGGUUGGUGACUGGAACUCGGACCCCGGUCAAUCAGCUCAUCCAUGUGACAUAUGUGGAGGACCUGAGCAGGAGCACAGACUGAAAGUGUUGUUCCAAGUCCUGGAUGUGAACGGUGAUGGAGGAAUUUGUGUCAACGACCUCACAAUUGGGCUGAAGAAAUUAGGAGUACAUCGGACUGAACAUGAGCUCAUGAAAAUAGUGAAAGCAGGAGACAAAGAUCUGGACGGACAGUUAGACUUUGAGGAGUUUGUUCAUUAUCUCAGAGACCACGAGAAGAAACUCCGGCUGGUCUUUAAGAGUCUGGACAAGAAGAACGAUGGCCGGAUCGACUCGCAAGAAAUCAUGCAGUCUCUGCGUGACCUGGGACUGAACAUCUCCGAGGAACAGGCUGAGAAGAUUCUCAAAAGAAUCAGGAGGGGUCAUAUCUGGGCCCCUAUCUUGUAUAUGGAUCAAAAUGGCACAAUGACGAUUGACUGGAAUGAGUGGCGGGAUUACCACCUCCUGCAUCCAGCAGGCAACAUCCCUGAGAUCAUCCUCUACUGGAAACACUCCACGAUCUUAGAUGUUGGGGAGAGUUUGUUGGUGCCUGAUGAGUUCACGGCAGAAGAGAAGAAAACAGGAAUGUGGUGGCGACACCUAGUGGCUGGAGGGGGGGCUGGUGCUGUGUCCCGAACCUGCACAGCACCACUGGACAGGCUCAAAGUACUUAUGCAGGUUCACUCCUCCAAGAGCAACAGCAUGCGUAUGACUGGAGGCUUUGUCCAGAUGAUCCGGGAGGGUGGUGUGAGGUCACUGUGGCGAGGUAACGGCAUCAAUGUCAUCAAAAUAGCCCCUGAGUCAGCUAUUAAGUUCAUGGCCUACGAACAGAUUAAACGAUUAAUUGGAAGUAACCAGGAGACGUUGGGCAUCACAGAGAGGCUGGUGGCAGGCUCUCUAGCUGGUGCAAGCGCCCAGAGCAGCAUCUACCCCAUGGAGGUCUUGAAGACACGAUUAGCCCUGGGGAGGACAGGCCAGUACUUGGGCAUUGUGGAUUGUGCCAAACAUAUCUUUAAGAAGGAGGGCGUGGCUGCUUUCUAUAAGGGCUAUGUCCCCAACAUGCUGGGCAUCAUCCCCUAUGCUGGCAUCGACCUGGCUGUCUAUGAGACUCUGAAGAAUUACUGGCUGCAGUGCUUUGCCACAGAGAGCGCUAAUCCAGGAGUGUUUGUGCUCCUGGCUUGUGGCACCACUUCCAGCACGUGUGGCCAGCUAGCCAGCUACCCACUGGCCCUGGUCAGGACUCGAAUGCAGGCACAAGCAACACUGGAAGGGGGUCCUCAAAUGACCAUGAAGGCCCUGUUCAGACACAUUGUUAGGACCGAGGGGCCCAUGGGACUUUACCGAGGCUUGGCACCCAACUUCAUGAAGGUCAUUCCAUCUGUCAGCAUCAGCUACGUGGUCUACGAGUACCUCAAGAUUGCCCUGGGGGUCCAGUCAAAGUGAGCUGGGCGGCAUAGUGAGGAGCUCAAGAGGCCAAAUGUUUUGGGUUUUUUUGCUUUUUUUUGUGCUGAAGAUUUCCGGCAUUGGGCUCGAAAAAGCCGCAGCUAACAUUUAACAUUUUAUAAAAUGUGAAAUUCCAGUGUUAAAGGAUUAACGUGAAAUGAUGUGAAUGAUGAGGAAUGAGAACUUUAAAAAGCUGAAAGAGAGGCUGAUGAAGACUUCCAAGAUGGAGAAAACUACUUGAGAAAACAAUUUCUGUUUGUUGCUCUUAUUUAAAUGUCUUUAAGCACGCUUGCUUCAACAAGACAAACGUUUACAUUGAAUUAAUUAAGUUAGUUUACUGGGGUACCAGUAAAUUGAUGUCAUGUUGCCAUGUGGCAGGUGUAGUCCUGCUGGUCUGUGUAAAGGAUGAAUCUUAAAGGGCUUUGCUAAGGCAGAUAACCUCUGACCUCAGUCCAUACUCUUUUUAAUAUUGUUUUGGCUUUCGAGCACUGUCUCUUGCCCUCUCUCCGCCCAAACAAAGCCACAAAGCCUCGGCUUAAUGAAAACAAUGCAGUAGCUGUAUACUGUUGCUUAACUAGGCUUGAGUAAUCCAGCACACAGAUGUCAAAAACAAGACCAUGAAUUUGUUUGGGUCUAUCUUUCUCCAUGACACCAACCGUGCUGUGUAAAUGUGGCAAUUACAGGGUAAAGAAACACUGAAUUUCCUUUUUCUUUCCCAAGAUUCCCAGCUUUUUCAGUUGCUUUAAAAGGUAUAUUGUGUAGUAUUUUAUAAAAAAAAGAAGAAAAAAAACAUAUACAAAAAUAAUCAAUCAUCACGUAUGCCCCAGUGUCUGGUGACGUUUUUAACUGCAGAGACCCUGCAAUCUGCAUGUAUUUUCUUUUUUUCUUCUUCUGUGUACGGGACGUUUAUGGGUGUCAAUAAAGAUCCUUUGGGCCCAAUGUGGGUUUGUAACCCCCAGCCAGUAACAGUGUGCAGGUUGAGCAGCCCGGUCUUAUUCCCAGGCACCGCUUUGUCACGCCCCUCGGCCGGCUGUCAUACUGACACACUCAAUCUCAAAGUGUGUACAGACGUUUCAAAGAAGCCUCUCUGAGAUACGCCCCCAUUUUUCCUUAAGUCCUGUACAAUAUAUCCAAUAUUAUAUUUUUACAUCCAGAACAGUUUUACUUUCCACAGGUUUUACAAAAUGUAAUGGUAUCAUUAGCUGGAUCUUAUUUCACCAGCUUGUGAGCUAAAGACAUUUUCCAUUCUUGGGCGAUGUAAACAGGGUUCAAAAUUAGCACCAUCUGCUAGCCGAAUUCUGGUAAAAUCUGCAAGUGGCUGGUAGAUCUGCUUUAUUAACCAGCCAAAACAAAAUGGUAAUCUAUUGAGUGGCUGGUAUAAUUUGAACAUUCACUACCCAUUAUGUUAGUACAUUUUGAACCCUGUCUGUAAGCAAAUAGUCCUUUAAAUCACACAGCAGCCACAUACAAGCAGAGGCAGUCAUUCAUAUAUAUCUCAAUCCAUAGAUAUAAAGAUAGUUUUAUAUCUAUGGAGGCAGCACCUGACUGAUGCCUGUGUCAAAUGAGAGACAGAUUCCCAUGAGUGCCUUGUGUGCCUAUCUUAAAUGCACUUAAACACUAAGAGGUGGAGUCUGUGGAACAUUGAAUGCACUUUAAGGUACUCUGCUUAAUUCCUGUUAUUUAUUUUCACAAAAAAAAAAUUAAAGACUGAAUUUGUGAUCUAUUGAUUCUGCUGAAUGUAUUCCAGUCUCUUUUGGAUUUUAGAGUAAUUAUGGUCUUGGUAAAAACCUUAGUUUUAGAGUUAGAGAAGUAACUCUGAUAUGGUUUAAAAUUCAACGCCUCAAUGAUGUAGAACCCCAAAGUGUUCAGUGCUAAAUUAAACAUAACAAACUAUUUAAUCAUAUGAAUCAAUGUUGUAAAAUAUUUAAAUGAACCAACAUUUUGUGAAAUAAUUGAAGAAAUUAUUAAAACUCCACUCUAUUAUAAA